UUUAUGGAGAAAUACUCAACCGGAAUUUGACUACUUCAGAGUCAGUAGCCAUUAGCGGUGGGCGGCAUAGUUUAGGGCUUAGUAUAGCGAUGAUGCAGAUUGAUGAAAUCAAGACACAGCAAGAAGUAGGAGAAGACGACGAUGGCCCGCCACCGGGUUGGCAACCCAUCCAUACGCCACCGCCACAACCGCCUCCACAGUCACAGUCACAGUCACGGUCACGGUCACCACCUCGAUGUCCAUCCAAUUUGGGUCAAAUAGUUUGUGGGUCUUGCCAUCGCCUGCUUGCAUAUCAGCGAGGUGCCAAACAUGUCCAAUGUGUGAACUGUCAGACAGUUAACAUUGUAUUAGAGGCUGAUCAGGUUGGACAAGUUAAGUGUGGGGGCUGUGCAGUAUUGCUAAUGUACCCAUAUGGUGCUCCACAAGUUAGGUGUUCCUCAUGUCGAUUUGUGACAGAAAUUGGGGCACACAACAAGCGACCUCCAUGGUCUGAACAACAAAGGAAACCAACCCUACCUAAAACUGCUUGUUAGUGAUCAGUUUGUUUGCUUAUUAUAUGGAUGAUCCUUAUGUUGUCACACUUAUUGAUGAGAGGAUUUGGAUAGUUCUACACUUCUACUACUCAGACUGAAAGGCCUACAGAAAACAGAUGGCUUAUACAAGAGCUAUACGGUUUAAAGUCUUCAAGAGGAUGUUAGAGCUGGCAACCGUGUAUGAGAACAGCAGCAGCAGCAAUUGGAGUAAGGCAUCAAAAUCAGAGCAAAGUAUGUAUAGGGAAAAUUAUAUGUCUUAACCACAUAUUGCACUGAAUAAGCACAGUUUAUGACUUAUCAUACACACAUUGUAUGGAAUUUGUCUUCUAAACAUUAUAUAUCCGUCAGU
Molecule: messenger RNA, 882 nt
Organism: Arachis stenosperma
Lineage: Eukaryota; Viridiplantae; Streptophyta; Magnoliopsida; Fabales; Fabaceae
Product: protein LOL2
Exons: 4
Coding region: 90-533 (147 amino acids)
Source: RefSeq, a predicted model, not a curated record